UCUACACAAACCUUCUCAGCUUCCCUUCAGGAAGUCCAGAUAAAAUUCAACACAGGAAUUGAGUUUCAGUUCGGUUUAAAUGAACUGUCAGGAGGAAUUUUGGUUGUUUGCUGCUUUGACCUUAAACCAAAAGGUCUCCUAGACGUAGCGCUCCUGUUUUGACAGCAAAUAAACGUGAGCAGGUUUAUAAACCAGGACAGCUUUCAUUUGCUCAGCCUUUCCAAGGUGUUGUCUCUUAUUAUUUCAUCUAUUUCUCUGCUGCCUUUCCAUCAAACGGACCCAGAGUGGUGUUGGUCUCUGGAGAUGACCCGAUCAGCGGCGAGGCGCUCUGAUCCGCUCUGUGACCCGAACGCCCCGCGGGCCGGAGGAGUCUGCCACCAGGAAGAAGAUAAAAGCUCCAAGAGCGUCUGACUCCAACAUGCAGAACCAGUUUAGAGAAAUGGACUUGGUUCUGCUGACGCUGCCUCAGAAGCUGAAAGAUGCUGACCUGGAGCUGAGCCCCGCCUCUUCCGGUCUGAGCCACGCCCCUUCCUGUCUAAACACCGCCUCUUCCGGUCUGAGCCCCGCACCUUCCUGUCUAAGCCCCGCCUCUUCCGGCCCCGCCUCUUCCUGCCUGAGCCCCGCACCUUCCUGUCUAAGCCCCGCCUCUUCCUGCCUGAGCCCCGCACCUUCCUGUCUAAGCCCCGCCUCUUCCUGCCUGAGCCCCGCCUCUUUCAACCGCAGCCUUCAGAUUAACUGCGGAUGUUGAGGCGGCCUGCCGGCUGCUGGGCCGUUUCCAAAACCUCCGGCUCCGAUCGGACACACGAUCACAUGAGAUAAGAAAAUCAGAGAAAUUCUGACUCUGGGUUUUGGUAUCACAAUCUCUGUUUUGUUAAUCUUCAUGUAGUUCUGUCUCUUUUUCUUAUCUUUUGUAGAUAAAACAGGGAUUUCUGCCUGACUGUAGAUAAUUAUUACUUCUAAUGAGGCGAGAUAACAGAUUAUCUCUUC
Xiphophorus maculatus (southern platyfish) is the source of this 987-nucleotide messenger RNA. Its product is annotated as TANK-binding kinase 1-binding protein 1-like. The coding region runs from base 419 to 748 and encodes 109 amino acids. The record is from RefSeq and is a predicted model, not a curated record. The transcript has 4 exons. NCBI's taxonomy places the organism in Eukaryota, Metazoa, Chordata, Actinopteri, Cyprinodontiformes, Poeciliidae.